AACCGACAACAAUCAUAGUGAGAGACAACUGGAGUCAAGCCUAAAUGCACAGAACGAUCAAGAGAAUUUUGAAAAGAAUAUGGAUUUUUUAGACAAGUAUUGUCCAAAGAAAAGGAAGAAAAGAAGCCCUUCAGUGUGCACAUGGACAGUGGAUGGUGUUGAAGAAGAGUAUGUGAUUAAUGAGAAGUCCUUAACCAUUAAUGAAGGGGAAGUUCAGCUGGAGUUAGUCAACAGAAAGACUCCAGAAGACACUCACUUGGUCUCUUUUCCUCUUGAUGAGACAUUUUACAUGAAGCAGGUUAGGGAGACAGCAAGGGAGACUGCAUCCUUGGCAAAAACAGGUGUGGCUCAAACCUUGGAGGACAUCAACAAAGCCAUGGGAAUAUAUGGAAUUGUCGCUGGAUUCAUUGGGGCAGGGAAGUUUUUUGCAGAAAAUGACACUGCCAGAGGGGCCUUCACUCUAAGCCAGUCUCUUCAUGGACUUGGGGACAUGACAGGGCUGAAUCAACAGAUCUCCAGAAUGUCCCGGAACAUAUUCCAGAAGGCCCUCCAUCGAGCAGCUGGGGAAAUGGGCAUGGAAAGUGUACUAGAAAAAGCUAGCAGUUCAUUGGAGAGAUUCGGUGAGAGUACUGCCGGAAACUUUCUUAAAGACAUUCCCAUUGUUGGCCUGGGCUUUCAAGGAUAUUUUAUUGCAGAGGACAUCAUUGCCAUCCAACAGAGCAACAGAUCCAGCCCAAAUCAGAAUAAGUACUUUGGUCUGAAGGUCACAAAUCUUGUUUUGGAUGUGUCAACAACUGUGCUCACAAUUGCGGAGGUGGCUUUCCCUCCUGCAGCCAUCAUCCUGGAGCCCAUUGUCAUUGGCUUGACAAUAGCCAGAAUGUCCAUUGGUGACUUUUACUGUGAUAUAGUCAGUGAGCUAGAUAAACUGCCCCGAGGAGCUAGUGAUUUUGAUAAGAUGAUUGCCGUCAUAAAUGGACUAGAAGAAGGCUAUGUGGAUUUUGUCACUGGGGGGCUGUUAAGAGAAAUGGAGGCACUUGACAAGGAGGAGCAGCAGAAUAAAGACCUCUUGCGCAACCUCUCAACCCCUGAGUCCUACUUCAAAAUAACAAUUGAUGACGGAAGCACAAGCACAUUAGACCUGAUGGACGGAAUUCUCUCCCAGUAUGGGGGAUUUGUAACAGUCCAACUGCUCAACAAUGGCAGUGUGAAAAUACAAGUAGGAGGGGUGGAUGAUGGGCAGGGUGGGUUCAAGACAAUCGAGAAAUUAUUCUAUAACCCUAGUAUUCAGAGUAUUGUACUGGGAGUAGGAGAAUCAUCUCAAUUCCUCUACAAAGAAAAGACCGCCCAUUUGUGGUGGGUCAUCCCAGUGUAUCAUAAAAAAGUAAUUUGCGGAGAGAUUAAACUGCACUCCUCCUUGUUUGGCACAUACUAUGGCAAUGACAAAGAUAAUCAGUUUACCGCCAUGCAAGUACCUGCAAAGCACACUUCUGCCAGUUCUGAAGAUCCAUGUGCUCAUGGGCAAAUAGACUUAGAGUUUGUCAUUAAGAAUUACCAUUACACCAUCCAUGGCCAUGGAGGAGAUGAUAGCUUCUUCAUGGGGCCACAGAAAUCUGUGCUAUCAGGUGGAGAUGGAAGAGACCUCUAUGUUUUUCCACCAAGUGGAACUAACGCAGAGAUUGAUAAUUUUUCUGAGGAUAGGAUAGAAGAUUACAUGAUUAUAAAGGCAACUUUCGAUCACAUUGACUGUGUUCGGGAUCACACAGAUCUUCUCCUUGUAUAUGGAGCACAAAGAAGCAGAAUUAUUAUUAGGGACUGGUUUGUGCACAGCGAGGCUGAUCAUUACCAGCACAUGACUUUUCAGUCAUCCGAUGGCAUCAGGUUUAAGGUAGAGGACAGAGUAUGGAGAAAAGGCCAAUUCCGUUGUAUGUGUGUUGCUGAAACUCUAGACAAUACGAAGUCAAAGGUUCCCAUAGCCAUUACUUUAGAGGGAAAGUAUGAACGUGUGGUCACAGUAAUAGGGAGUGCCUUUAGUGACAGCAUUGUGGGUAAUCAAAAGAACAAUAUCCUCAAUGGGGGCCCUGGGGAAGAUAAGUUGGAGGGAGGAGAAGGAGCUGAUACUUAUGAGAUCUUUAGCGGAGAGGGCUGUGACACAAUUAACAACUAUGCCAAGGACCAGAAGAUGGACCUGGUGGUGUUUCACGCGCCUUUCAGUCGAAUCCAAGCAGAACUGCGGAGUGAUGGUCUCUUCGUGUUUGAUAAAAAUAAUGCCAGUUCAACUUGUGUGCUACUGGGAAGCUGGGACACUGAGACAGCUUUUCAACAUGUGGCCUUUCUGUCAGCUGAUCAUGUGACUUUUCAGAUCUUAAGGAACCAAAGUCAGCUGUCAAUGAUGGCACUUAUGGUCGACCUGAGCAAAGACACCCAAGGCAGCACAAUCAAUCUCUCUGAACCUAAUCAACACCUGCUCUACGUCAUAACUGUCUUUGAUUCGGCCCAUGAUGAUGUCAUCACUGGCAAUAGUCUUGGGAACUUCCUCAGCUGUAGUGGAGGCAGGGACCACUUGCAGGGAGCUGAUGGGAGUGAUAAAUAUGUAAUAAAAUCUGGAUGCAAAGAGGCAAAUAUUAAUAACUUAGCAAAGGACCAGUCCACUGAUGUGCUAUUCCUUGGAUAUCCAUUUGAUAAAGUUAAAGCAACGUAUGAAUGGCCAAAUCUGAUUUUAAAAGUUGAUGGUCCAAACACAAAAAUAUGUCUACGUGACUGGCUCAAAGGUGAACAGUUCCAGCACCUGCUAUUGCAAACUAUUGAUGGCGUAAUUUCAAAACUACCUUCAAAUAUAUCUGAAUCAGACAUUUUAACUCCGUUUGAGAUAGACUUAAGUGAAGAAAAAUGCACAAAUAAUAAAAGAACAUUUGAUUUGAGUAAAUAUCCCUAUAAAAAGGUGCAAAGGUUCAAAGCAAAAUCUAGUGAGUGUUCAUAUAAUGUGAUUGGAAACUCUCAGGAUAACUAUAUCGACCCAGGAAUUGGCAAUGCCAUGAAAUAUCAAAAUCUGAAGGGUGGCAAUGGGUCAGACACUUAUGUCUUCGGUCAUGGAUAUGGCUAUGUGAAUGAAAUUGAUAAUGAAGCCAAAGACAUGAAAACAGAUUAUUUAUUUCUUGGAGUUCUGUACAAGCAUAUCACUGUCCUUUUGGAGCAGAAUAAUGUUGUUUUAUCCUCCAAGUCCAGGAAUGACUCAGUUCAAGUCCGAUUACUGAAGUAUCAAAAUGGUCCUGAACACCAACAUCUUGUGAUAAAAUCGUUAGAUGGAUUUUUGUUUAAGCUAAACCUUCAGUCAUACCCAUACAAGUCUGUACUUUACAUUGACACUUCAACAUCCACCAAGAGCUGUAACAUUAGUUGUGCUGAGAGGGGCGAGUUCUCCACAGUUUCCCAAAUUUAUGGAGCCACAGACUUCAGUAACUAUAUAACUGGUAGUAAGAGUAGUUCAAUAAUCAUAGGGGGCAACAACCAUGACUACCUCCAGGGUAAUGAAGGCAAUGAGAGAAUAGAAGGUCUUGCAGGAAAUGAUAUCUUAAUAGGUGACAGUGGGGAUGAUGUUCUAUUUGGUGGAACUGGGGAUGAUAACAUCUCUGGGGGGCCAGGAAAUGAUAUGAUUUAUGGUGGCUGGGGAGCUGACCAGAUAGAUGGGGGGCCAGGGGUUGAUACCAUCUUUUUCAGUGGAGAUGUAAAGACAUCCACAGGAGUCAGAGUGGAUCUGAAUUUGGGCACAGGCAAGUGGGCAGAUGCUGAGAAUGACACCUACACCGACGUGGAGGCAGUGAGCGGCACAAACUUCAAUGACAUUCUCGUUGGAAAUGAUGACGACAAUGAGCUAGUCGGGAAGUUUGGUAAUGACACACUCAUACCAUGGCACGGCUCAGAUUACCUCUUUGGUGGGCCUGGAAAUGACCUGUACAUAUUAGAUGACUGCAGUGGAGUUAAACACAUCAAUAACUUUGCCUCAGAUAAAGCCCUUGACCACAUUGUCAUUCAGGACUUCAACCCUGAAGAUGCCUGCUUCUUCCUGCAGGAGAGAACCCUCGUCAUUGCAUUCAGACGUCACAGCCCUUUGCUCAGUCUCCUCCAACGAGAUUCUCUCACUAUUCUUAUGGAUAACUGGAGUAACAACGGAUCAUUUUACCAGCAUGUGGAUUUUGUCUUUGCUAAUGAUACAACAGAAAAGAGCUCAUUCUUCAACUCAGCUGUAGAUAUUGGCCCAACUGUGCUGGAGUUAAACUCAACCAGUCAUACCCUUUUUUUGAGACCACUAAAUGAAACAGCAAUAGAGGUUAAGGUUAAUGUUCUGCAUGAGGAAGACCAAACAGUCCACAAAAUGGAAGUUCAACUGAAGUACUAUCUGGAGGUGUCUGAUCAGUUAUUCUUCAGUGAUAGUCUCCAUUGGGAAAAACAACCUGUCAUCAUGUACUCUGGGUUUCUCUCGGGUGUUAUUUACCAUUUUAAGUUAUAUGUGGCUCUGUGUGAGUUGCCUGUUCUUGUGCUUACUGAAGCAAUGCAGAGAACACCACCAACCCCCCCGACGAAUCUAACUGUAACUCAUAUCUCUCAUGACAGAAUAGAGAUCGAAUGGACUGCCCCACCAACUGCAUCUGACCCAAACAACAGUAAAUACAUUUAUUUAGUUCAGUACGGUCCUUGGGAUACAAUGCCUCUAGAGUUCGAAACCUCUCUUACUAGUGCAAAGAUUACAGAUUUAAAAUCAGGGACAGGGUACACACUAUCUGUCUCAUCAGUUAUAGAAGGAGUGGAAAGUCUUUCUAGAGAAGUCAAUAUAGAGACUCCUAACCUGUGCACUAACUUUGCUGUACCUGAGGGCACAACAGUUAUUAAUGAGAAGAUGACACAAUUUGGUGCAGUGGUGGUGAUAGAGUGCGAGAAAGGUUUUCAGCUUAUUUCUAGUCCAGAGAUCCUCUGUUCAGAAGAGAGGGAUCUCCAACCAUGUGUCCCCAAGCCAUGCACCCAUCAGGGAAGGUUCAUAACACAUGGUACUAAUAAUAUGGAAGUUUGUUUUGAAAACGUUUAUUUCAGUAGAUGUCAGUUAGGAGUAUUUCACCCUCCCAUCCCAGUCUGUUGUCCACCACUGCCAUACAUCUUAAAUAGUCAUGUAGCUAUAAUAUCCAUUUAUUCAUAUAGAGAAAUUAGAGCUGUCUUCACCUGUGAGUCGGGAUACCUGCUUACAGGACCCAAUCACCUUACCUGUGACCUAACUACAGGAAAGUGGUCCAGGCCUUAUCCCCAGUUGCCAUCCUGUUCUUCCAAGCGCUGUCCAGACCCACCCCAUGUUUCCCAUGGCAGCUUCACCUCACCACUGAAGUCUAGGGACUUUGAAGAGGGUGAUACUUUGGUGCUGGAAUGUGAUGAUCAGUACCAUCCCUCUGACAAUGAAUGGAUAACAUGCAGAGAUGGUGGAUGGGAACUGUUCUCUUCCUGUACACCAAAUGCCCGUCUGACCCACUCCUACAAAGAAGGUUACAAACUCCAUGGAAUACUCGAGCAAUGGAGGUUAGGUGUAUGGACUUAUAGAGUUGACUUUUCAGAUGCCAGACGCCUAUCUGAAUUCUGCUGUAAAGAAAGAGGGUUAGAGCUUCAUGCAAUAAGAAGACUGUCGCACAUAAAGGUAGAAUGUAUUGGCAUAAAACUUGAGACCCAUGGCAGAAAAUACAUGGGCAAAGCUGUGGGAAACAUCGAUGGAAAUGGCUGGGAGGAGAUAUGUAUAGAAGAGCCCUCUGCAGCAAGGUCUUACUGUCAGAUGCUGUUUCAAAGUCAAGAGUGGACAGUGUCUGUACGGAGCAGGCCAAGAUUCUAUGCUGGGUACUCAUAUCGUUGUGACCACCAUCAUGAAUGCCAUUUCCAGAAAAAAGGACAGUCUUGCUUCAGUUACAUCCAGUGCAGAGCCAUGUGCGAUCCUUUCCCCAUUCCCAAUGGCCGGGCCGAAUGUGACUUACUUGAAGGCCAUAUGUGCUCUGUGUCUUGUAAUCGACUUUUCAACCUCCAAGGAUCCUCUGAAAUAUGGUGCACAAGCAAUGGUUGGUCAAGCAACCCCUAUUGCAUAGAAAGUGGAGAAUGUGGCUAUGACCAUGAAAGAGGACCUCAUUCAGUUGGCUGCUUGAAAAAGCUAUGGACUUCCGUUGGUUGUCAUCUAGAAGCUAACCUUUCCCCGACCAAAAGAGAAGAUUACUGGUCUAUGUACAAUCACUGGACAGUUGCUGAGGUGAGGGGAAAGAUGGCAAGUUUACCGCUUAAUGAGGAUUUCCAUUAUAACCCUGAUUGUGAGGUUGAAGAGUGUUUCCCUGGUCAUGCCACUGUGCUCACCAGUGACGGGACGGGUAAGACUAUGGCAGAGCUGAAGCUGGGGGAUAGAGUCCUUGCCAUGAAUGCUCACGGACAGCUGGUCUUCAGCGAGGUCAUCCUGUGGCUGGACCGCCGUCCCGCCGCAGUGGAGCACUAUGUCCUCCUGACGACAGAGGGAUCCCCAGAACCGCUCGCCCUGUCAGAUGACCACGUCACUUUCAUCGCCACGUCCAACGGAACUGCCACCUCAGCCACUGACAUGAUCCCGGUGUUCGCCAAAGACCUGCAGAGGGGUCACCUGCUCUUCCGUCACGACCCAGGAACUGGUUCAUUGGUGGCCCGCUGUGUGACUAAUGUCCAGGACUCGAAGGACUUGGGUGCCUAUGCCCCCAUGACUGUGGAGGGGAAUCUGAUUGUAGAUGGGCACCUGGUGUCCUGCUAUGCCCUGCAGUGUCGUCAGUACCUUGCCCACCUCCCAUUCGCCCCCUACAGGCUCCUCCACACACUGCGCUCUUAUGUCCCUUUCUUUUCAAAGCUGUUUCCUCUAAAACACCAGGCGGAGGAGGAGGGCAUGCAUUGGUAUGCCAAUGCCUGGCACCAUGUGGGUAAAUGGUUUGAUUACCCCUUUGGGGAAACAUGCUACCCUAGAGAGCUGCAACAGUACCUAUAUCCUUGAGAAUCUGUUGUCAGAAUUUUGUGGCCAAACUUUCUUUUCAGACUUCAGUCAAGCACAAGAAUGUGUACAGCUGAAAGGAAUGAUUGAGUCAUUGGAAAAGAUAAAUCAAACUAAAUCAUUAAGUGAUCAUAUUUUUUCCUUCUUAGAUUCUAUCGAUACCUUAAAGUAUGGGUUCAAAACAUUUUCAAUUAACUAGAAUGUUUUGUAUAAUUAAUCUUAAAACAUAGUGUGGUGAUUUAUGAAUUGUUGUCUCAUAUCUCACUUGUAACUGAAUCAUCUCUACUUUCUCCUUAAUUCAUGGACUGAACUAUAUAUUUAUUUUCGGUAAUGACCCCACUAUGUGAGAAACUUGAUAUAUCUGUUAUACAAAACUUGUUAUAUUGUUAAAACCGGUUUCUGAAGAGUAUCAGAAUGAGUUUACCUCUUCGCAUAUUUGGGGAAAUACUAUAGAAUAUCCUCUUAUUUAUAGCUUCUAUCUAUGGAUGGUGUUGCUAAGGUAUAACAUAACAUUGCCUUAAUUGAAAACAACAUGUGGUGAUUUGUAGACUGAAUAAAACUAAAAGCAACUGUU
Molecule: messenger RNA, 7592 nt
Organism: Sardina pilchardus (European sardine)
Lineage: Eukaryota; Metazoa; Chordata; Actinopteri; Clupeiformes; Clupeidae
Exons: 3
Coding region: 80-7021 (2313 amino acids)
Biological process (GO): multicellular organism development; protein autoprocessing; cell-cell signaling
Molecular function (GO): protein binding; calcium ion binding
Source: RefSeq, a predicted model, not a curated record